Messenger RNA from Hydatigera taeniaeformis, 2508 nucleotides. Lineage: Eukaryota; Metazoa; Platyhelminthes; Cestoda; Cyclophyllidea; Taeniidae. The record is from the annotation of a GenBank genome assembly.
AUGGCUGCACCACCGGAAUCGCGCAGUUUCAUGGAUUUUUUUAAGACUGCUCAACUGACAAAUAUGCCUUACGACUGGACAACUUCUCAACCCUUUUUCAUUAAUCUUCGUACUCCUGAAAUUUCAUCGGAAUGUCGUGUUUAUUUUGCAAGUUUACUUUCCCCUAAUGGAAAUGUGAACGUAUUUUAUGCUGACGUUGACGUUUCUGAGGCAGCUUGUCUUCAGGACAGUCUGAUUCUCCAACCGCUUCUUCAAAAGGAUGCGUUUGUUAGUGUGGCAGUACGCUCCAAACUUUCACUGGCCGAGAGUCUCCUCCGCGAACGCAUGCGUAGCGGUCAUUUUAGCGCUUCGGACAUAAAGCUUGAUCCGCGUUCAGGCACUUUCCUCAUCUCCAUUUCUGGAAAAAUAGUACAUUUCACUGAUUAUAAUUGGCCUCGGUCCUGCCCUCAAAUUGACACCUUAUUAAAUGUGCUGUCGGCUGAUGAAGGAGCGAUGCAACCGAUCUUCUGCCCUUGCAACCCUAACCUUAUUGCUUACAUGGAUGGAAGGAACAUUGGAAUUACCAACGUCCUAACCUCGACUUACACCCGUGUAACGAACAUCACAGAUCCUAAGAUUUCUGCGGGCAGGCCCUCCUUCGUCAUCCAAGAGGAGUUUGAUCGUUAUGUCGGUUUUUGGUGGCGUCCUGUUUUGGAUUCGCGUGGCACUUACUGUUUAAUCUACGAGGAAACAGAUGAACGUCAGGUGGAAAUAAUCACUUUGCCUAACUUUUCUGCUUGGAAUGAGCAGACAGAACGCCACGCCUACCCCAAACCAGGUACUAAAAAUGCCACAUCAACGUUGAAGAUGGUUACAUUCGUGCUGGACCCGGAGCGUUAUGAGCUAACUGACAUCCAAAUUCGAGAGUUGCCUUCCCCUCUCUUUGAAAUGCUGCCUGAGUAUGAGUACCUAGUGCGAUGUGAUUGGACAGAAGGUGGCGAAUUCUUUUGGAUGCUACUAUCAAAUCGUCUACAAUCGAAGAUGAGCCUUUUCCUUGUUUCGCCUCGAUCCUUCUAUACUGAACGAUGGACUCCGUUCAUCCAUUUAAUUGAUGAAGAAGAUCCAGUCUACUGGGUUGAGAAACUACAAGAUAUCCUUCUUAUCCUUCAGCCGCAUGACUGUUUGCGAUUUUUGGAAGCUACUUCCACCAGCGUUCGGUACAUUUGGCUCAGUCGUCGCUCAGGCUAUGCUCAUCUCUAUGAACAUGUUAGAAAUCUCACUUCUCACCAAUCACCUGCAAAGUUAAUAAUACACACACCGGGUCCGCAUUGUUUUUCGCCCUCUGAAGCUGUGAAAGAGCUUCAGCUGACUAUGGGCGAUUGGGAGAAGGAGACGCUUAGUACUACGUUUACUAUCCAUAUUCAGAUCUUUGUGGAUGAUGUGAAUGAGUUGCUGUUGUUUGAGGCUCUGCGCGAACAUCCUUUGUGGACAAAUGUCUAUGCAGUCAACUACGGUAUGACGGAGCCCUGCAUCCAUCGCCUAACUCUCGAGUCUGAUUGGGUAGCCGCCUCGGCGGUCACUGACGCUCAGCUAGCCGAGGUGGAGUCUCGACUCUCCUUCUCCCUCCUCACAUUUGACGCGGCUUCUGGUCUUUGCGUGGUGGAAGCCUCCAGCCCGAAGCUCUUGCCCGGUCAAAUUCUCUUCCGGCUGCAAAUCGAUGCAAAAGGGCUACCUCGAUUGAAAGCUUUGGCUGUGUUAAAAAAAUUGACUUCAGUAGAUAUCGUUCUACCCACUGCUUUGCGUCCACCCUGUGGUCCUCGGGUACUCUCAUUCACAUUCAAAAACAUCGCCACUUCAAGAACAGCACUCACAUUCCACGGUAUGCUCUUCACUCCGCCUCCGGAGACUCGACCUACGCAGGGAUUCCCUACUCUGCAUCUCGUCUACGGAGGUCCAGGUGUCCAGCUCGUUCGUGGUGUCCACCUUCGAAAUCUAAUUUUGCGAGCUCAACUCUUCUGUCACUUUGGCUACGCUCUUCUUCUCUGCGACUGUCGCGGUUCAGCAAACCGAGGAAGUCAAUUUGCUGGUCACAUCAAAUAUCAGAUGGGAACUGUGGAACUGCCUGAUCAUGUAAUGUUCCUACGCGAAGCCGCGAUGCAAACGGGCUUGAUUGAUCUCAACCGUGUGGCGAUUUAUGGAAGCUCAUAUGGCGGGUACCUGGCACUUAUGGCUGCAGCCAAGCACCAGGAUGCCUAUAGGGCCUCCAUAGCCAUCUGUCCAGUUGUAAGUUGGCUACAUUAUGACACAGCCUAUACGGAGCGCUACCUCGGCCUUCCUUCCGAGCACGAAAGUGCCUACAUAAAUGGUGACGUGUUGACCUACGCCAGUUACUUUCCGGACAAAUCGCCAUACCUGUUGAUCGCACACGGAGGACAGGAUGAGAAUGUCCACUUUGCACACACAGCCAGUCUUCUGCAGCGUCUAAAUGCCCUUGGCAAACCCUACCACCUCUCUGUACGCGGUCGCUAA